CGCCUACCACUUUUUACAACCACCAACCAAAACCCAGACAAAUACAAACACACUCAAAGCCCCCACCACAAGUCAACAACAAACCCUCCAAACAAAAACCACCAAAAUGCGCUUCUCGAUCGCCGUCAUCGCCACCGCAUCCCUGGCCAGCUCGGCCGCCGCCGCACCUGUGACCAACCUGUUUGACGCCCUCCUGUUGCCCAAGGCGGGCCGCGGCUGCCAGCCCUGGUUGGAUUUGAACUCGGGCAGCUACGCCUGCAGGGACCGCGAGAUGUUCAACUGCGACGGGAGCAAAACGUGGGUGCUCCUGUCGACGUGCGGAGAGGGCACCAAGUGCGAAAAGAGCUCCAGCGGCGGCGUCAACUGCGUCGUGGCUUGAGGAGGGGAGCUGAAGUUUUUUUUUUGCG
Messenger RNA from Pyricularia oryzae 70-15, 407 nucleotides. RefSeq lists its product as uncharacterized. The transcript has a single exon. Lineage: Eukaryota; Fungi; Ascomycota; Sordariomycetes; Magnaporthales; Pyriculariaceae. The coding region runs from base 107 to 379 and encodes 90 amino acids. The record is from RefSeq and is a predicted model, not a curated record.